GCAUUUGUGAUUCAGUUUGAUUUCAUUUCUGUCAAAGAGUUGAUCGGUGACAGUAAAUGCACCGAAAACUCCAGGUUUUCUUGUGAAUUUGACUUGGAAUCCAGACCCAUACAGAAUCGUAAAGCUAUACAAUAAUAAGAUUGUUUUGCCAGGAAGGGCUUGUCUAGGUGAGACAUGUUCACCAUGAAAACUGUGGCGUUGAGUGUUGCCCUACUUCUGACUGCGGUCGUUUCAACUUCAGUCUCUGCAGGUGGCAGUUACAACGUUGCAGAUAAUAAUGAUCGUUUCACACAUAGCGGAGGAUCAGGUCUUCAAGGCCUCAACAUCCAGCAAAGUGGUUUCACGAAAGUGUCACAUUCAACCAGUGAGAAGACCAUCACCACAGAAAAUGAGAGUAACAAGGGUACAAUGAAGAACCAGAGAGGGGAUACAGAAACAACUCAAGAAAGGUCACGAAAAGGGAAGAAAAAUAAACAAAAUGAAGAAACGGAAGUCAAGCAACGGGGAGGAGAUCGUCGCAAAAAUGGAGACGAUAAUGGAAGACGAAAAGGAGACAAGGGACACACUGAGACAGUGAUUGAGAGAGUACGAGAAGGUGGUCGACGUAAAGAUAAAGAUCGAAGUGGUUCUAAAGGCGGCAGUUCGGAAGGCCAAAGGAACAGAGGAAAUGGAGGACGAAAAGCGGACAAGGGAAAUGCUGAGACGGUGGUCGAGAGAGUACGGGGUGGUGGUCGAUCUCAAAAUAGAAACCGAAAUGAGUGGAGGACGUUCACAUGUAGGAGAGGACAAAGAGAGCUAGUCUUUGAAGAUCUUACCGAGAAUGAGAAACUGGAAUAUGAAAUGACAAGCUCUGCCGAAUCUUUUUCCUUCAGUUUCUGUCGAAAUAAAAAUGGAAAGAACUGUCUUGAGAUUGUACUAAGCUCUUCUGGUGAAUCGACCAUGAAAUUUAAUGGUGAAGAUUUGUGCCUCCCCAUUGGAUCAUUCUACGAAAAAGAGAAGAGGUUUUCCUUCACAAUCAUCUACACCCGGUAUUGUCUGGUUGUCAGGAACGUUUUAUCAGGGGUUGAACUUGCUGCAUCGGUCGAGAGUGAUGAAUUGAGUGGUUUCAACUACUGCUAUGCCACUUCCAAUGGUGGAGGAGAUUCUUCGCUACAGAUUAAGGAGCUUGAAUUUUCCGGAACUGAGAUCUCGACGUUUAUAGGACGGUAUAGAGGUAAAGGACGUGGAGGCGGACGAGGCCAAGUCGAAGUUGGAAAUACAGACGCUAGCAAUGGACGAGGGAGUGGACGACGCGGCAAGAAAGGAGGAAAAGGUUCUGAUGAGAGUUCAGAAAGCAAUGAGAAUGGUGGCAAAGGAGGAGGCCAAGUUGGAAAUGCAGACGUUGCUUAUGGACGACAGCGUGGAGGACGUGGCAAGAAAGGAAAAGAUUCCAGUGGCAGUUCAGAAAGCAAAGAGAACAGUGGCAAAGGAGGAGGCCAAGUCGAAGUUGGGAAUGCAGAAGCUGCUUAUGGACGACAGCGUGGAGGACGUGGCAAGAAAGGAAAAGAUUCAAGUGAUAGUUCAGAAAGCAAAGAGAAAAAAGGCAAAGGAGAUUCCGAUAGCAGUUCAGGAAGCAGAGAGAACAAUGGCAAAGGAAAUUCCGAUAGCAGUUCAGGAAGCAAAGAGAAUAAUGGCAAAGGAGGAGGCAAAGUCGAAGUUGGAAAUGCAGAAGUUGAUUUUGGACGACAGCGUGGAGGACGUGGCAAGAAAGGAAAAGAUUCCGAUAGCAGUUCAGAAAGCAAAGAGAAAAAUGGCAAAGGAGAUUCCGAUAGCAAUUCAGGAAGCAAAGAGAAUAAUGGCAAAGGAGGAGGCAAAGUCGAAGUUGGAAAUGCAGAAGUUGAUUUUGGACGACAGCGUGGAGGACGUGGCAAGAAAGGAAAAGGUUCUAGUGAAAGCAGUUCAAAAAGCAGGGAGAAAUCAGGAAGACGAGGAUGGCGUACUUUUCAAUGUCGACGGGGCGAACGUGAACAGGUGCUUAGAGGGCUAUCUGAGAACGGAGAUCUGGAGUUUGAAUUUGGCAGCACUGAUUCCGAAUCGAUCAGGAUCGAGUUUACCAGGAGCAAGAAUGCCUUCGACGACAGUAUCGUUAUUGUUCUAAGUUCUUCUGGAGAAUCAUCCAUCAGGCUUGGUGGACAGGAUUUGUGCGAGCCAAUGCUGGGCUCAUUUUACACACUUGGCUUGGAGUUUUCCUUCAGCAUCAGAUAUGCAUCAGGGAGACUCGUUGUCAGUAAUGAUAAUAUUGAAGGAGCAGAAAUGGUGGCAGUGAUCGACGAGGAUGUACUGGUCGGUUAUAGGUUCUGUUAUGCAACUGUAAAUGGUGGAUCGGACGUUACAACGUCGCUGAACGUCAAACAGAUCGAAUUUUCUUCAGAUUUCCUCUCCGAGUUUGUAUCACGAUACGGAAGCAGAGUCCGAGAACGUGUUCGAGGGAACCUUGGGAGGAACGUUGGAGAUGCUGAAGUUGAAGCUGAACGCACGAGAGGACGUAAGAGAGGAAAGGGAAAUAGUAAAGGCUCUAGUGGAAGCAGUUCUGAAAGUAAAGACAGAAGCGGAAAACGAGGUAACCGAAAUAGGAAUGGCGGAGACAGUGAAGUUGAAAAUGACAGCGAUGGAGGACGAAGGAGGGGAAAUGGUAGGGGUCGAGAGAGUAGGAGGAAGGAGGUCGGAUAUACAGAAACUGCAUCCAGGCGAAACAGGUAUAAGGACAGACGACAAUGGGGCAGUAGAAGAGGUGGAUCAUGGAGAUCACGAAGGGGCAAAUUUUAUAGAUGGCGAACUCUCAGCGGGAAAGAAAGAUCUCACGCACUUCACCUCGAUGAACAACAACUUGCCAUGUCUAUGUACGUCAGAAGCAGGGCAGCUCGAUUCGAUCUAGAAUUCUGCAUGGCACCAAAUGGCAAAGACUGUCUCACUGCUUAUAUGAGUACACAGGAUGAUUCUCGCGCAUACGUUGAUUACAAAGGCACCAAGGUUGCAGAGAGCACAAAGGGAGCCUUCAUUAGACUUGCCAGAAGAACCAAAUUGAACGUGCUAAUCUCAAGUCAUCGAUUAAGCAUCGUCAAUGGCCAUGGAGACCAGCUUUCGGUCGAAUUACCAGAAGGUUCAUCAGUUGAAGAUAUCUACAUGUCCACACCAGAUGGAAAAUGGACAAAGGUGAAAAUCCGCCUCCGAAGAAUGGGCAAAAAACUCACUAGCUCUGGUGGACCUCUGACUCGCAGUACUGCCUUUGAGGAUAUUGGUUCGAAAAGAACGUCACUGUCCUGUGGAAUACGCACCGUGGCCACAUUCGUCAGAUUCUACUUUUGUUUUGAUCGUAGCAAUUGCUACAUAGCCGACCUUAGCACGCAACCUACAGAAACAUCCCAAAUCACUUACCAAGGAGAUUUGGUGAGUGAUGAGGUACCAGGUAUCUUUAUCAUCCCAAACAAAGAUAAGGAAUUUGAAAUCUUCUUCGAUGUCAAUGGGGGUUACCUCAAGAUCUGGAAUACCAAUCCAGAUGGUGAACGCCAACUCAUCGCUGACAUUCCUAAAGGUCGUCGGUUUGAAUCUGUCUCGGCUUCUACAGAUGACGGUGAUUUCACAGAACUACAGAUGAUUGAGAUUGAAGCAAGUCGAGAGAUUUCUUCUGAGACAUCGCUUGAAAGGACAACGGUUGCUGAACAACUUACUUUCCCUGCAACCUUACAGUUUUCAUUUAAUCUCGAGGCUGACCUGUUGUACCUGAUAUUGAGUCGCUCAGAUGGGUCUAGUUAUACGAUAAAAAUGAGUACAAAGCCGACAGAUUCAUCUGUUAUUAUCACUGGGAGUGAUGAAAUCCUCGCCAAGUCACCAAGCGAACCUUUCCUCCUGUGGGGCAAUGACAUUCCCAUACAAAACAACCUCAUAGUUACGGUUGAAAAAACCAAUGUGGUAGUUAGCAAUAUGGCUACCGAUUUGACUAUGACAGCUGCUAUAUCAGAAGCCCAUUUGUACAAUCACAUCGACAUCAGGACGGAAGGAGGUGGUAUUCAGGAUUUCAGCGAGGAAGAAGUCGAAGAACCACCAGCAACAGAGUCACCAGCUGAAGAAACUGAGGCACCAGCAACAGAUCCACCACCUGCAGAGACUGAGGCACCAGCAACAGAGCCACCAGCUGAAGAAACUGAUGCACCAGCAACAGAGCCACCACCUGCAGAAACUGAGGCACCAGCAACAGAGCCACCACUUGCAGAGACUGAGGCACCAGCAACAGAGCCACCAGCUGAAGAAACUGAUGCACCAGCGACAGAGCCACCACCUGCAGAAACUGAGGCACCAGCAACAGAGCCACCACCUGCAGAGACUGAGGCACCAGCAACAGAGCCACCACCUGCAGAGACUGAGGCACCAGCAACAGAGCCACCACCUGCAGAGACUGAGGCACCAGCCACAGAGCCACCACCUGCAGAGACUGAGGCACCAGCCACAGAGCCACCACCUGCAGAGACUGAGGCACCAGCCACAGAGCCACCAGCUGAGGAAACUGAGGCACCAGCCACAGAGCCACCACCUGCAGAGACUGAGGCACCAGCAACAGAGCCACCACCUGCAGAGACUGAGGCACCAGCAACAGAGCCACCACCUGCAGAGACUGAGGCACCAGCAACAGAGCCACCACCUGCAGAGACUGAGGCACCAGCAACAGAGCCACCACCUGCAGAGACUGAGGCACCAGCCACAGAGCCACCAGCUGAGGAAACUGAGGCACCAGCAACAGAGCCACCACCUGCAGAGACUGAGGCACCAGCAACAGAGCCACCACCUGCAGAGACUGAGGCACCAGCAACAGAGCCACCACCUGCAGAGACUGAGGCACCAGCAACAGAGCCACCACCUGCAGAGACUGAGGCACCAGCAACAGAGCCACCACCUGCAGAAACUGAGGCACCAGCAACAGAGCCACCACCUGCAGAAACUGAGGCACCAGCAACAGAGCCACCAGCUGAAGAAACUGAUGCACCAGCAACAGAGCCACCAGCUGAAGAAACUGAGGCACCACCAACACAGCCACCAGCUGAAGAAACUGAGGCACCAGCAACAGAGCCACCACCUGCAGAGACUGAGGCAUCACCAACACAGCCACCAGCUGGAGAAACUGAGGCACCAGAACCGGAUGAAGGAACAAGGGGAGACAGUCCCGUGGUAGAAUUACCAAGGAAUCGGGGAAAUAGAAUCAUACAAGAAGGUAAUGACCAAUCAACACAAGGAUCAUCUUUGAAACCAUCUCAAGUUCCCCCAGUCAUCGAAACAAUUCAAAACACUGGAUCUACUGACGAAUCAGAUGUAAAAGAGACAGUUGUCCCUGAAGUCGCAGAGCCUGCUGUGAAACCAUUCAAUGAAGAGCCUGACGAGUCGGGUAUAAUACAAACUCAACCUUCUGGUGAUGCCCAGUUCUUUGACCAGUCUUUGGAUAUUGAUCGUCUAUUACAGCUUCAGUUUGAUUUCAGCGUGACCAUACCAAAAGGUUUCUCAAUCCUUUUGACACAAGAACAAUUCCUUCAUGGAGAUUAUUAUUCAAUCGGCAUAACUGAAGGAAAUGAAUUCAUGGUUAUGCGAUGUAACACAGAAACUAACCAAUGCGAUUCCCUCUACGCCGGACCAAUUGAACAAAUUGGCGAGGUGCUAGGAGCAUAUAUAUUCACUCUGAAGAUUCAGAAGACAUUCGAUGACAAGGAUGACCAUGACGGAGCAUACUCCUACAAAUUCACAUUGCUUUAUGGAGGAGCUGUGGUCGGACAGGAGGUGGUGGUCGAGUAUCCAGAUACUUUCUAUAUCAGGUACAUUGGAUGCACUUCUGAAGGGUACUUGGCGACAUGGAAGAUCUUCUCAAUUGUAUCACCUGGUACUACUCAGAGGUCGUCUUCAAUCAUUCUUCGGGAUAUUGAUGAUUCUUGCAGUCUGGAAGUGGAUGUGUUUGAUCGCGAGCUGGUAUUCAGUGUAGAAGCAGAAGAAUUGCUCUACAUUCAUCUGUACACCAGCAACGGCAUGUACAUACUCCGUGUUGGAGACAACAGCAACGAAUACGUUACAGGAUCCCUCGGUGAGGCAACGUCUCCUGGCGAUGCCUCUCGUCGGGUUCAAGAAGGUGUGCUGAGUCUUUCAGGCAAGCAGUACUACCUAUCCUGGAGAAACAGCAGGAUUAAGUUUGGAGAAUCAGCAGAGGACAGCGAAGCGAUGCUAGACUGGGUCAUUGGGGAGGAGAUCUCGGUGUCCAAGCUAGAGUUUGUUGCUAAGGUGGACAGCGUGUAUCUUAUUCACACCUACAAAUACUUCUAUUUAUAUGCCAAUGUUCUGCAAUGGACCCAUGACCGCAUCCGAGCAACAUCCCUUACUUUCUUCCGGCUUCGAUAUGAGCGAGGUGCACCAUUCGUAGACCUCAAGAUCAAAGCUUCAGGUACUGUCUUGAUUGCACUUGCCACAGACCAGGCGCACCCAGAGUCAAGCAUGAGUUUGAUACAUAUGAGUUCCCGGAAGAUAUCUCUCUCGGAGUGCCUUGGUUGUGAAGCCAUCUCCUCCGUCACCAUCCGUGAAGACCAGCCAGCCCUCCUGGAUCCGUCCUUGUUCCUGGAGUAUCAGAUAAUAUUUGAAGAUGGCAUUCUUAAGAUCUUCUCCACCACCCAAGAAGCUGCAUUAUUUACCUACGAUGGCAUCCAGCAAGGCACACUCUUUUUCUAUGAUGGUUUCGGAGGAACGAUCGGUAGCUACUACCACAUCAGACUCAACCAGGGAACUAUUUACCGAGCAGAGCAUUGUCAUGAUAUAAGCACAUACUUGGAUGGGGGAUUGAAGCUACUGAAUAUUCAACAUUCUGAUCAGAUGAUUGCUUUCUUUGAUGAAGAGGUCAACCUGGAAGCAGAGCUUGCCAUGGAAGACACAAGGACAGAGCUGCGUACCUCCCGCGGUGGCAACGCCAUCGACAUGACAACUAAUCCCAGUUGCAUCUACCAUGACCCCUCCACUCUAGUCUGGCUCUCUUUCACCGAUGGGGCUAUUCAAUAUGGUACCUACGACAAGGAGAAUCACCAGAGAAGUGACCCGUGUAUGACCUUUAACCUCCACGAGGGUCAUAAGGUCAAGUACAUCUCGUUUGGCCGACAGCGUCCAGAGUGGAGUUUGAGACAUCACUCCAUUGAGAGGAAGGUUGUCUACAAGCAGUUGAUCACUCGUGUGAAGAGUUCUGUACUUGUAAAAGGCCCUCCCAUACGUGUGAACGGCCCUCUCAAACGUGUGAACGGUCCUCCCGUUCGUGUAAAUGGUCUUUAGGCCUACCCUAUCCACAACCACCAUAGUGGUCACAUUUUAUUUUAACUAUUUGAAUAAUUUAUUGAAAAUAUUUUACUAAAAGCUGGCCUAUCCUAGCCAGAAUGAAGAAUAAUAUUUCUUUAUAAGAUUUUAGAAAAGAAGAAUUAUUAUUUCCCAUAAUGAACUGUAAUGUCUCCAAUGAAGAGGUGUGUUUAUAAUGACUUGAUUUGUUGGAAUUGAACUGGAAUGACAAUGACUUAUGGCAAAUCUAUGAAUCUAAAUCAGUAUUUCAACUUUGAUUUUUAGUACAUGUAUUACACUUAUUGCAGAAUUUAAAUGAAAUUACAGUAAAGCCUCUAAACAUUAUGCAUAGCAAUUGUUAUGAUUAUAUUGUGCAAUCAUUCAAUUAAGAAAUUACUAAAAUUAUGUAAUGAUAUCUGAAUGCAUGAUUGACAUCACACAUAAGGCUGAAAGUACAUGUACUGUAGUGUAUUUGAUGAAAUAUACAAUACCCAUCUGAUUGUAAUAUUUGUUUACAUACAGUAAGCCUGGCAUCCUCUAACCAACAUAAAGAAAAUGGAGAUUACAAAAUCGGUAAUUGCCAAUUUUGUAAUCUUCAUUUUCUUUGUUUUUAUAUUCACUUCAUACAUAUCCAUCCUAAUUUUCUCAAGAAAAGAGAUGUCAGUAUGUAUCAUUCCUGAAUGUUAUUAAUGUCUACAAUUUUGCAAAAGGGCAAAAUUUCCAAGAAUUAGGGCUGCAUGUACAUGUAGAAGUGGAUUUCUGACAUCUUCAGUGGAUUGUCUGCUUUGUUGUGUAGAUCAGGGCUCUGUCUUACAAAGAGUUGCGAUUAAUCUGAUUAACCACAACUAUGGAAACCCAUCAACGUCAACAUCUAAAAUGGAUGUUUGCUCAAAAUAUUUUCUGGAUAUGCUAUAAAUUCAUACAUUCAUUCUUAUCUUGAAUUUCAGUGUGCUUCUCCUUGUUUACAAAGUACAUUGUGCAAUUUUCUUGUAGAAAAAAUUAUGACAUUGAUGGAGUUCCGUACAGUUGAGUUGAUCGGAUCUGUCGGAACUCUUUGUAAGACGGGCCCCUGAUUCAUUCAGAGGAAGGUCCCUAUGGAAAUUAUGUGUCUGCCUUCUCAUGUAAUCCUUGGAUGAAUGACCAUUGGUUUCAUCUUAAGACAAAUGAAAAGAAAAUCAAGUUUUUCAUCACUUUUAGUCAGAUAUUUUAUGUCAACACUCUCCUGUUACAUUCUGAAUUAUUAAAGAGCAUUUUGUGAAACCUAUUACUAAUUACCUGACAUUGUCAGGAAUGACAGGAGUCAAUAUGCAGAGAAUCACAGUCCUGUCCAAGAAAAUGAUAAUCAUUAUUAUUACACUUUCUACUAAAAAGUCUACUAUAAUUAAUCAUUAUCUUGAAUGGGAUAAAUGCAUCUGCAACCCUUCCUAAUCUAAUACCUAGAGGAUGUCAGGCAUUAUCAAGCAUUAUGAAGUACAAUUAUAUUUUCAAGGUAUUCUGAGGUAGAAUGUGAUUAUUCCAAAUACUACUACAUCUUCUUGAAAUCAAUUUAGUUAUGUUUGACAAUAUUGCAUUCAAUGAAAAAGUGAGAAAAAAUAAUUAAAAAGUUGGUGAUUGGGAAAAA
Messenger RNA from Lytechinus pictus (painted urchin), 8941 nucleotides. RefSeq lists its product as uncharacterized. Bases 175 to 7320 code for a protein of 2381 amino acids. The record is from RefSeq and is a predicted model, not a curated record. The transcript is spliced from 52 exons. Lineage: Eukaryota; Metazoa; Echinodermata; Echinoidea; Temnopleuroida; Toxopneustidae.